Molecule: messenger RNA, 931 nt
Organism: Fundulus heteroclitus (mummichog)
Lineage: Eukaryota; Metazoa; Chordata; Actinopteri; Cyprinodontiformes; Fundulidae
Gene: nip7
Product: NIP7 nucleolar pre-rRNA processing protein
Exons: 5
Coding region: 106-648 (180 amino acids)
Biological process (GO): ribosomal large subunit biogenesis; ribosome assembly
Cellular component (GO): nucleolus; nucleus; preribosome, large subunit precursor
Molecular function (GO): RNA binding
Source: RefSeq, a predicted model, not a curated record
CUUCCGCUGCCCGGGACCCACGUUUUUUACACCGUUCGCACUACUAAUAAAAAAAAAUAAAAAAACACGUUCGCUGCUAAAACAAGACGACUUUGUAUCCUAAAGAUGAGACCGUUAACGGAGGAGGAGACGAAAACUAUGUUUGAGAAGCUGUCAAAGUACAUAGGGGAAAACAUUAAGCUGCUAGUGGACCGGCCCGAUGGCACCUACUGCUUCAGGCUUCACCAGGACCGCGUGUACUACAUGAGUGAGAAAAUUCUCAAACUGGCCACAAACUUUUCCAGAGAUAAACUUAUUUCAGUGGGAACAUGCUUCGGGAAGUUCACCAAGACCAACAAGUUCCGUCUGCACAUCACAGCCCUGGACUUCCUGGCUCCUUACGCAAAGUUCAAGGUGUGGGUGAAACCUGGAGCAGAGCAGACGUUCUUGUAUGGGAACCAUGUGCUGAAGUCUGGCCUCGGCAGGAUCACCGAAAACACCAAUCAGUAUCAAGGAGUUGUGGUUUACUCCAUGGCCGAUGUACCUUUGGGUUUUGGAGUAGCAGCCAAGUCCACACAGGAGUGUCGGAGAGUGGACCCCAUGUCCAUAGUGGUGUUCCACCAGGCUGAUGUGGGGGAGUUCAUCAGGAACGAGGACGCACUGACAUAAAGCUACAGCAGCUGGAUGGACUUUUUUUAUUUUUCUUCUGAGACGCAGAUAGAGGAGAGCAACGCCGCCUUCCUGCUGUGGGAACAUCUGGACCAUCUUUUUCCUGCAGUGCCAGAAACCGGCGUGUCGAUGGCGCCAGAACAGAAACAAAACUUUCUAUUCACUCAUUUUGGAAACCUGUAAUAUCUGGAGUCUGUGAUAGAGACUCUUAAUCCAAUCAAAGGUGCCGUUGUUAUAUCUUUUUGAAUAUUCUUGUCUUAAUAAACUAGUUAUUUGAAUAUUG